AUGCCGCCAUCUGUCAAGGAGAAGUGGGAUGCUAUGUCUCAUGAUGAACGGAUUGUACUCACAGAUCUGCUGCUGAAGAAGCUGGAAGAACAACGUGCGAUGCAAGUCCUUUCUGUUCAAAAUGUCUCGAUCAAUGCAUUCCACGAUGUUCGCAGCAACCUUACGAGCAUUCAGGACCAGAUUGAGGCCUUACAUGUGCGCACUGGGACGGAGGUUCUCAUGGUCACCAUUAGAUCUAGCAAUGACCAUUUCAAUUGGCUGCAUGUCUUCUUCACGAGCAACUGCCUUUCCGACUUUUUCGCUGUCGUUCUAAACAUGCAACUCACCGAUAUUGCCAUGCAGAUGGAAUCAUACUGUCUUAGCAGUAUACAAGGCCUGAUUAACAACUCUCACGAUCAGAUGAUGGAACUCAAGUCGCACAUCACCAAAUUGAUCAACGACCAGUUUCGUGAAGUCACAGACGGCGGUGCUACCAGACUGUACUACACCAAUUUCGACAAGAAGAUAAUGGAGAAAUAUGGAGUUGUUAUCGAAGGCUGGCCACUCACGAAGUUUUGUUCACCGAGUGAUGUCAGGUCUCGCUCUGAAAUUGAGAUUCUUUGCCGUGCAUGGGAAUCUGGGGAGACGCAGUUCCACAAGCUUUCCCACAAGGAGUAUGAGGCAUGGAGUGACGCGCAAUUUCAGACAGCUCUUGACAUUCACCGCAACGGGGAGGAGCAUGCUGAUGAUGACACCAACAAUGAGACCGGUCUCAUUACCAUCUCCCCGCCCCUCUCUGUGAAUGUCGGGUAUCAGACUUUGACUUAUUGCUCCCAAAUCAAUAGCAUCACUCUCGGGCAACUGUCGGGUCACAACCGUGUCAUGGCACUUAGAGUGGUUGGGCAUGAGUGA
Sparassis crispa is the source of this 891-nucleotide messenger RNA. RefSeq lists its product as hypothetical. The coding region runs from base 1 to 891 and encodes 296 amino acids. The transcript is spliced from 4 exons. The record is from RefSeq and is a predicted model, not a curated record. NCBI's taxonomy places the organism in Eukaryota, Fungi, Basidiomycota, Agaricomycetes, Polyporales, Sparassidaceae.